UGGGUUCAGAGUUGAAAGUCAAACGGUACUGCGGCUCCUCAGCAUGGCAGUCUUGGUUGGACGUAGAGCCCUGCUGCAAGCUUUCCGCGUGCACACAGCGGACCGGGACAGCGCGUGCAGGCUGGCGGCUGCCUCGUCCUCUUUGAAACAGUAUGUGUUCUGCGGUAUAGGCUCGCCCUCUUUCCGAAACGGUUACGGUGUGCUGACACGACACUACAGCUCCGACUUGAAGGAUGACCUGCGCGUCAGAUAUCUGGACGGAGAGGAUGCCGGUAUCGUCGUUGUUGGGAUAAAUCGACCAAAAGCCAAAAAUGCCAUAAGCAAAAAUCUGGUUAAAAUGAUGUCCGAGGCCGUGGAGGACAUCAAGAAAAACAACAAAGUGCGCAGUGUCAUUUUAUGCAGUCUUGCUCCUGGGAUCUUCUGUGCAGGUGCAGACCUGAAGGAGAGGGCCAAGAUGCACCAGAGUGAAGUUGGACCAUUUGUGUCCAAAGCAAGAGCACUCAUCACAGAGCUGGGUAACCUGCCGGUACCAACAAUUGCUGCAAUAGAUGGGGCUGCCUUAGGAGGAGGCUUGGAAAUGGCGCUUGCUUGUGACAUAAGGAUUUCCUCCAAUACAGCGAAGAUGGGACUAGUUGAGACCAAACUUGCGAUUAUUCCUGGAGCAGGUGGUACACAGCGUCUACCCAGGGUGAUUGGUGUCUCUCUUGCUAAGGAGCUAAUCUUUGCUGCCCGGGUGGUGGAUGGAACAGAGGCGUGUCGUCUGGGCCUCGUCAGUCAUUCUGUGGAGCAGAAUAAGAGUGGAGAUGCUGCCUACCUGCGAGCUCUGGAGCUCGCCCGUGAGAUUAACCCUCAGGGUCCAAUUGCAAUACGGAUGGCAAAACUGGCAAUCAACCAGGGGAUAGAGGUGGAUUUAUCCACAGGUCUGGCAAUUGAAGAGGCUUGCUACGCCCAGGUGAUCCCAACUAAAGAUCGACUGGAGGGUUUGGCUGCGUUCAAGGAGAAGAGGCGUCCUCAGUAUAAGGGGGAAUGAGGCAACUUCUGGAAAUAAUUCUGCAUUCAGCUCUCCUACUGUUCCACUGCUUCCAACAUAUUUAUGAGGCAGACUGUACCCGCCAACACAUUAACCUGUACAGUAACCAGCGGACAGCUCUCUGACUGCAUCAACUAACACUUUAGGAUUUGGAGAAACCGAGUAAACCAACCGAGCAUUGACUCCCGCUUCAAACUGCAAACUAAAACAUGAAUUACUUGGUUGGUUAUUGAUGUUAGCAGUAUGAUUGGCAGUAGGUCACUAACCAGAGCACCUGUGUAGUGAACCAGUCAGUGCCAUUAAAGAGCACUAAAUAACCAGAGGUGUCUGCAUAAAAUCAUAAGAGACUGGAUUUCUCACUUAAAUCAUGACCACUGUGUGUAGGAUGUAAAAAUCUGGUGGUACCACUGUGGUAGUUACAGUAAAAGACACCGUGACCCAGGAUGAACUGUCUGAAGCAGUGCAGUCUAAAUCCAGUAUUAAUACAACCUUUUGCCAUCAGAAACUACUACAAUCACUACAAACCUUCUCUUCUUCAACAGUGAGUACGGUCCGUUAACAUGUUGGUUAAUGCAGCAUCCUUAAUGACGGGGCUCACAUGACUUUAAAGAACACUGCAAAUAAAAACUUUAAUCAGAAUCAUUUUAAAAGUAAUUACAUAAACUCUACAUGUGGUGGCUUUAAAUAAAAUAAAAGCUCAUUCUCAUCAUGCCUAGCUAGUUUCAGUUACCAGAUCAGUGGUGCUCAUAAGGAUGCAAACACUCAAGGUGCAACAGGAGGCCAUUUAUUAGCUGAAAAACAUCCUGGUGCCCAUCGCUACUCUUAAGUAGAAAAACAAAUGUGUAUUAAAUCAUAUUGACAUAAUGCAAAAAUAUAUGAUUUUUAACAAUGGAAGUUUGUUCUCAAUUUUGGAAAAAGUAGUCAGAACAGAAAACUGAAGGUCCACUUACUGGCUUUUUCAAGAGCUUUAAACCACAGCUCAGUCUUAAUCUGUGGAUGGUGCUGAUAUAGAUCAUGACAUUGGGUUAAAAGCCCUGAAAAAAGAUUGUAAGUGGAUCUUGAGUUACAUUUCCUUCCCCAUCUUUUCUACAGAGACUCCAACAUACUUUUUUAUCUUUUGUGCACAAGAUUAAAGCUGCUAUAGGUAACUUUUAUGAAAUUCUUUUUUGACAUAUUUGGUGAAACUUUCACUAUAUCCUGACAGUAAUACAUCAGACAUCUACUGGGCCUGAACGAAAACAACUAAUCAGAGCCAAGAAAAGAUAUAAAGACAAUUUUGGGUUGGUUACUUGAAGAUAAUUUAUUGUUGAGUCUCAUUCCCAGCAUUGGUUUUGAUUUGAUUUGAUGACUUGGGAAUGAAACUCAACCAUGAACUAUCUUGGCUCUGAUUGGUUGCUUUCAUUCAGAGCUGAUGGAUUCUUGCAAAUGCCAUUAGGAGCGCUAGAUGGUCUUCUAGUCUUCAUUGAUUUAGGUAUCUGAAUGUUUUUGUAAACCAAGCCUCAAAUUUCUUUUCUGAAACCGUGGAUGAAUGAAUCAGUGGAGAUGAUGUGCUGUUAUUCUAGUAAGUGAAGUCAGAUUGGAACAUGAGACCAUAUCACACGGUUGUAAAUAAAACUUCUGUAACACAAAAA
Molecule: messenger RNA, 2661 nt
Organism: Dicentrarchus labrax (European seabass)
Lineage: Eukaryota; Metazoa; Chordata; Actinopteri; Moronidae
Gene: auh
Product: AU RNA binding protein/enoyl-CoA hydratase
Exons: 10
Coding region: 44-1030 (328 amino acids)
Biological process (GO): fatty acid beta-oxidation
Cellular component (GO): mitochondrion
Molecular function (GO): enoyl-CoA hydratase activity
Source: RefSeq, a predicted model, not a curated record